This is a messenger RNA of Candoia aspera, 4495 nucleotides long. RefSeq names its product golgi associated, gamma adaptin ear containing, ARF binding protein 3 (gene GGA3). The record is from RefSeq and is a predicted model, not a curated record. NCBI's taxonomy places the organism in Eukaryota, Metazoa, Chordata, Lepidosauria, Squamata, Candoiidae. Gene Ontology annotation, molecular function: ubiquitin binding; phosphatidylinositol binding; small GTPase binding. The transcript has 17 exons. The coding region runs from base 312 to 2543 and encodes 743 amino acids. Gene Ontology annotation, biological process: Golgi to plasma membrane transport; protein localization to cell surface; intracellular protein transport. Gene Ontology annotation, cellular component: trans-Golgi network.
GAAAAACCUGCUUUUUCUUAAGUAGAACCAUUCUUUUUCAACCACAGUCGACCUAUUUGAAUAGACGAUCGCGACCGCAGCAGCGAACCUGAGACGCGGGAAUGAGAAUCAUGCCAAGAAAAGGGCAACCUGAUCGCAGAAAAAAGAAGGCGUGAACCACGCUCGCCGCGAGAGGGCGCUGCGAAAGGAGGAGAAGCGGACCCUCUUUUCCUCGCGCCCCCCCCCCCCCGGGGUUAGGCGGAACUUAGCCGGCUCGGCGCAGCCGUGGCGUAACCUGAUCGGGGGGCGGAGUCUCUAAGCCAGCCGGCAACAUGGCGGAGGCGGAAGGGGAAAGCUUAGAGUCCUGGCUGAACAAAGCCACCAACCCAUUGAACAGACAGGAAGACUGGGAGUAUAUUAUUGGCUUCUGUGAUCAGAUCAACAAAGAACUUGAAGGUCCACAGAUAGCCGUUAGAUUGCUGGCUCAUAAAAUCCAGUCACCACAAGAAUGGGAAGCAGUCCAGGCCUUGACAGUGCUAGAAGCUUGUAUGAAGAACUGUGGGCGCAGAUUUCAUAAUGAAGUAGGGAAGUUUCGUUUUUUAAAUGAGCUAAUAAAAGUUGUAUCCCCCAAGUACUUGGGAGACCGAGUGUCAGAAAAGGUCAAAACCAAAAUAAUUGAGCUGUUGUACAGCUGGACGGUUGCUUUGCCAGAUGAGUCCAAAAUCAAAGAUGCCUACUACAUGUUGAAAAGACAAGGCAUUGUUCUGUCUGAUCCUGUUAUUCCUGUGGAGAAAACCCUAAUUCCCUCUCCACCACCUCGUCCCAAAAACCCUGUGUUUGAUGAUGAGGAGAAAUCCAAGCUUUUAGCUAAACUGUUGAAAAGCAAAAAUCCAGAUGAUUUACAAGAAGCAAACAAGCUUAUUAAAUCUAUGGUGAAAGAGGAUGAGGCCCGGAUACAGAAAGUAACAAAGCGCAUGCAUACUUUGGAGGAGGUGAACAACAAUGUGAAAUUGUUGAAUGAGAUGUUGGUCCACUACAGUAAAGAAGACUCUUCCGAGGGUGAUAAAGAGCUCAUGAAGGAGCUCUAUGACAGGUGCGAAACCAAGAGGCGGACAUUAUUCAAGCUGGCCAGUGAAACAGAAGAUAAUGACAGCAGUUUGGGAGAUAUUCUUCAGGCUAGUGACAACUUAUCACGAGUAAUAAAUUCGUAUAAAAAAAUUAUUGAAGGGCAAGUCAUCAAUGGUGAAGUAGAUCUUUCAGUGCUGCCUACAACAGAAGGAAGCAAUUCUGCCAGUAACAUUAAUACCCUCAUUGACUUGGGGGGAUUGGAGGUUUCAAACGUGCCGUCACCACCCCCACUGCUUCCUUCAGCCUUGAACACAACACCAACGCUAACUCCGGCUCUGGCCUUAUCAGAAAUCCCCAUCCUCCCACCCCCACCUCAGGCGACUGGUCACUCCUGGAGUCAUUCAACCAGCCAUGCUGAAACCACUGCUACUCAGUCAAUUAGCACUGCCAAUUCCCUCUCUUUGCUUGAUGAGGAACUCCUGUGUUUAGGCCUCAGUGACCCUGCCCCAAGCGUAGUGAAAGAAUCGGCUGAAAGCAAUCCGUGGAACCUGUUCCAGAAUGAGCCAGUAGAGCUGGACUUCUUGAAUCCAAAGCCAGUUUCUGUCGCUUGCAACUCUGCAGUGAACCCACUUCUUUCAGCUGUGUCACAGCCUGGAUGUGGAGCAUCAGUACAGAAUCCUGCUUCUACUUUCACAGCCCCUCAGCCUGUGUCCAGUAUCUCUGCUCCUACCUCAACCUCUUUCAAAUUCUCUACUGGACCUCCACUUGGCCCUUUAAGUACAAUGCCUGUAGCUUCAGGCUACCUUGGCUCAGCAGUGGGGACAAAUGGAUUGCACAAGAUGGAUCCAUUAAGUCAUCUUCUAGAAGAAAACAAAGGGCCUUCAGCUCAAGCAGCUGUAACAGCCUCUACAGUCCCUGCCACUACUUCUGCACCUCUGACAUCUGCCACAGGAUUGCAGCUCACUGGUCCAGGUGUCCCUGCUGUUCCAUAUCCAGGAAGCCCCAUCUUCCAAGCAGCCCUGUUCCAGCAACAAGGAAGUCCCUUGAAAGGACCUGAGAUCUCCUUGGCCAAUGUCCAUGUUCCACUGGAGUCAAUUAAACCUAGCAGCGUUCUUCCUGUGACUGCUUACGACAAGAAUGGUUUGCGCAUUCUGCUGCACUUUGCAAAGGAGUGCCCUCCUGGGCGGCCUGAUGUAUUGGUGGUGGUGGUAUCAAUGUUGAAUACAGCACCUCUUCCUAUCAAGAAUAUUGUGCUACAAGCUGCAGUGCCAAAGUCCAUGAAAGUAAAGUUGCAGCCACCUUCAGGGACAGAGCUAGCUCCAUUCAAUCCCAUCCAGCCACCAGCUGCUAUUACCCAGGUCAUGUUGCUUGCAAAUCCUAGAAAGGAGAAAGUGAGGCUGAGGUAUCGACUGACUUUCACAUUGGGAGACAAGCUCAGCACUGAAGUGGGGGAAGUGGAUCAGUUUCCUCCAGUUGAUAAUUGGGGAAAGCUAUGACCCAGCGCCAUUUCACAGGGACUGGAAUGAAUGCGACAUGACAAAGGCACCUGCAGUAUCAGUUAGUGAUAUUUAGCUUUGUUUACAUGUCCCGUCCACUCCACUUGUAGCUGUAGUCCAGAAUGUUUCCUGCACUCUGGGACAAAGUAGUCUGGGGCAUAAAUGCCAAGUGUAAACUUGUGUGAACAGCCAGAACAGAGACCUGGCUGGUGUCUUUACCUUGGCCAAUCCGGUUCUAUCUUCCACUUCAUUAAAACUUGAAAUAUAAUAGUUCUGGAGAGUUUGAUGAGCAGAAAUUAAAUACACUGGCAGAGGUCUACCAAGGGCUAUGAUGCCUUUGUAAAUUCUUUUGAGGUAAAGUCCUAAUGAAGUUCCUGAACCCAAUUCUUUUUACCUCAUUGGGGUCAGAACUAGGAUAACCUGUAGGCUUGCUGAGCAAUAAGAUACACUUCAAAAAAUGGAGGUUUUUGCCAUGAUCAAGCACUCCAUUUAGAGAACAUCUGUUCCAAGAGCCAGCAUAGCCCAUGCAGGUAUUUUACACUUGCCACUUGAGAACAUCAACACAUGGCUCUCAAGUUGCUGCCUUUUAAUUUUAUACUUCCAGCUGACUUGUAUUGUGCUUUCCCAGUAGCUGUGAGUUUUGUAUGUACACAGCUCCGUGUAGGUAUUUCCUCUGCAUACACAAUUGUGUUUCAUUUUUGUGAGUUAGCUACAAUAAAGGUCCACAUAUGGUUUACACACUGUGCACACUGUGGAGAGCAUGGAGAGAUGGAAAUACAAAUUAAUAUUGAGAAGGAGCAGUUGUUAAUUGGCUUCAAAGGAGGGUGUGAUGCAGCUAAGGCAGCCCUGAGACUUCUUCUGAAGGCACUAUCAUUAGUUAAGAGUCUAAUAUGUAUAUACAGCUAUAGGAAUGUACCAGAUCUGCUGACCAGGGAAAAGAGGAGCCAUGGCCAUGCACGUGCAGGGUUGAUAUUCUUCGGCAUUAUUCUUUCCAGAUAAUAGGUGGGUAAGUGCAAUUGUCUACUGGAGGAGAGACAGGCUUUUCUAAACAUUAGUUGUAGUUGUGAUACGGUUCAAAAGCCAUAGAGGGAGGAUCACUGCUUUGAGUAAAGUAAUUACUUUGCCUGUGUAACACAGUUUUGGCUUAAAUAUUAAGUACUCUUGGCUGGAACAAAUCAUUUUGUUUUCUAGUGAACAGAAGGCUCUGAAAAUCUAAAGCAAGUUAACUGUGGCUAAAAGUGUAGUUUUCUUACUCCAAGCUACACUGUGUAACUGAAGACAAUCUAUUUUUUUUCUUUGCGGAAGUUUAAAAUUUUGCAGCUUUUUGGUAUCAUGGGAUGGUCAGACAUCUGUUAGAAUGGAUAUGACCUCUUUGUGUUAAGCUUCUAUAGACAAGAUAUGGUCAACUGUCACAAUAGAAAGAACCUCAACAGCUUUUGAAGGGAUCCACUUUCAAGUUUGUGAAGAGUAUGACCCUGAUUAGUAAAACUAGUGGUAUCAGGGCUGCUUUAAUUAUGUAUAGGUGAUGGGAAUCCAGCAGUAUUUUUUGCUCUUGAUCUCGUCCUCUCUAGUAUUAUAGUCUCCCUAUUAUCAGGGUUUUGCUUAAGCUACUAAGUCUGCCCCAGUGCCAUACUUAUUUGUACAGAGCAGAUUUCACUGUCAGAGCUUGUUUGCAAAUGACUGAGGAAACCACAAAAAAAGCACAAGGGCUUUCUGCCAAAUUGCUUUCUCACGGUCAGCAGUGCCACUCUGUCCAUACUGUAUAAUCCAGCAGAAAGAUCUCAUAGUCUCACUGUGUGGAAAUGUACUACUACAAGCUUUAGAAAUUAUUUAUGAAUGUUACCUGUUCAAAGGCUGAAGUUGCAGCUUUCUAUCAAACACUCAAGACUGUAAAUAUAUCUCAGAAGCAUUUGUUAUUCUGCACGUUCAAUAAAAAUACUUUCUCUACUCUG